UAUAUUAAUGGAGGAAUUUAACAAGGAUUAUGGGACUUUUAUUUCUGAUUUUGAAAAGGCUGAGCAAGAACAAUUAGAAUAUCUUCGACUUUAUAAGCAAAUGACUCAAAGCCAAGAAAAUUGCGUCAAAAAUCAAAAACAUCUUUCCUAUCUUUUUAAGCAACUGCGGAAAGACUUUAAAAGUUUACAAGAAUCUAAUUUGAAUGAAGAGGAGAAAAAAAUUUUGACUGAAAAGAGGGCGAGUAUCGACCAAUUUACUUCAAAAUUAGCUGAAAUGCAGAGGGAACUUCCGAUACGGGAGAAUGGUUUCUACCUUUCAACUAUCCUUGGCAGCAAUUUAAACAUUUCUCUUUUAAAUUCUGAUGAAAGGUACAAAUACAAAAAGGAAUACGAAUCUUUCAAAUUAUCUGUUACUUUUGUGAUUCUUGCCAUUUUUGUUUUGGCUUAUAUUCUGCCGCCGUUUAGGAUAAUUGAUGCACUCUGUAAUUUUCUCCUUGUUUGGUAUUAUUGCACUUUAACCAUCCGUGAAUCAAUUCUUCGUCUAAAUGGAUCUCGUAUUAAAGGUUGGUGGGUUUUGCAUCAUUACAUUUCUUGUGUACUUUGUGGAAUUACUUUAACUUGGAGAGAUGGAGAUUGUUAUGAUCAAUUUAGACAUGUUUUUAUUUAUUUUGUUUGUUAUAUUGGCUCUGUCCAAAUAAUUCAAUAUAAAUACCAGACUGGCUGUUUGCGACGAUUACAUGCUUUGGGACAACGUCACUGUAUGGAUGUAACUUUAGAAGGAUUUAGUAGUUGGAUGUUUAAAGGAUUGACUUUCCUUCUACCUUUUUUAAUUGUUGGAUAUGCUUUCCAAGGCUAUUGUUCCUACAGACUUUUUGACAUUUAUUUACAUAAAGAUUGUUCUCGUGAAUGGCAAGUAAUUGUUUUGGCUAUUAUGUUUGCAAUUAUUUUUAUUGGAAAUUCUGUUACUUUGGGCCUAGUCAUUAUAAAGAAAUAUGCCAAAUCGGACCUUUCAAAGCUUCCAAACAAAUAUCGAGAUAAAACGUUAUAAAAAGUUAAACUUUUAAA
Messenger RNA from Meloidogyne enterolobii, 1065 nucleotides. Lineage: Eukaryota; Metazoa; Nematoda; Chromadorea; Rhabditida; Meloidogynidae. The record is from the annotation of a GenBank genome assembly.